UUAAACUGUCACGUUCUUUCCAGCAGUUAUUGUGUAUUGUCGCUAUCUCGGGAGUUCAAACGAUGGAAUCUCAGAGACUUCUAGGUGCAGUGACUUUGAAUAAUAGCGAAAGCACCUGUACAGAUGAAGAGGAAUGGAGCGAUGGGUCAAGUUACAGUUCUUAUUACUCAGAUUCAGAUAGUACUAUACCCGAUUGGGAACCGUAUGUAGAUGACUUCACCGGGGAAUUACUUUAUAUUGAAUGCCAUCCAUUUGUUGUUCAAAACAACAAGGAAUCCAAGAGCAAGACACCCCCAGAACCUCUAGCAAGAAGCCAAUUGAGACGUAGCACCAGAGGCAAAUUCUUGAGACUUCUAAGAAGGCGUGAAAGUAAGAGACGCAGUAAGAAGAACCAAAAAUUAGUUGACGUUAAUGAACUUAACACAUCCAAAGUGAAAUUUCAGGAUUUUCAAGAGGGCGAAGAAAAAGAAGUAAUGUUAGAGAUUGAUUCUGAAAAUCGACAUAACUUGAGCAGCGACAAAUCUCUUGCAGAGUCUUUGUUAGGUUUGAUAGUAAGCACUUUGUCAGAUGGCAAUAGAGUGAUGAUAGCUGGUUUUUCAUAUGAUAGUAAAGCGAAGCAAGAGAGAAACAUCAAAAUCGGAGACUGGUUGAAAAGUAUUAAUAAUAUCGAAGUAAACGUUCAUAACUUGGACGACAUCCUUCAGAAGUUCAUAAAUAGAGAUGAUGUUCUUCUGAAACUACAGAGAGUUGCAGGUAUAGAAGUAACGAAAGAUCCCCCCAUAAAUGAGUUGAACAUCGAGUCAGAUUUCGUCAGGGAACUGCUCAAUUCUAAAUCAGACAUAGAGGACAGUUUGCUGGAAGCCUUAUGCAAAUAUUCAGCUGGUAUCGUUUAUGUUGAUACUGAGAAACUCAGUGAAACUAAUCAGAAUAACGAAGAUGUCACCUAUUGCUUUCCAAAACCUAUCCAAAAAAAUGUCCUUUGCCAAUCACGUGGAAUGUUCAUAACGUUGAACCAUUUAUUGGAGGAAAUGACUGCGACAAAACCGAAAGUGUCUUCAAUGAAAUGCAACGGACAUUCAACUCAUGUCGUCUACACGAACUUCAACAAGAACUUGCUUCUUUUUAUGUUGCCGAACUAUCGAGCUAAAAAAGAAGAAAUUAUAUUGAUGAAUAACGAAAUAAUAAGGCAUUUACAGUUCUGCUACGAAACUGUGGAUAAAAGUUUUUCUUCGGAGCAACACCUCAGUCAGAUCGAUCACUUUUUUAUGAGGUUUUUCACGAGGACUUUGAGCAGCAGGCCUUGGACAACCAUGCAAGAGUUCUCUCUACUCCAGAAUUUAGGUUUGGAAGAGGGAAGUUUUCAAUUCGAAGAAGUCAUGACGGUGGCUCAGACUUUGUGUCUGCCUGAUGAAGCACAGGUACAAAUCGAUGAUGCGCUCUCUGAAUUAGAAGCAAGUGAUUACAGAGAUUGGAAUGAAGAACCCUUGGACUGCCAACGACUCUUCACUAUAUUAGGAAGCGCACUCUUCCAUUCAGGAUAUCUGCUCGCUACACAUUUCAUUCACGAGGAUCUGAUUGACGUCUAUUGUUUUUGUAAGUUGCAAGGGCUUUUUCAUCUCUCAAGAACGGAACCUGUGAAGUCGCUGGUGCUGUGGAAAGAAGUUUUCCCAUAUUCGUGCAAUAGGCUUCAAAACUCAAACGUGAAAGUCCCAGACGGAAGGAGGUAUUUACUUGUUGUUGAGAGUGCAAAGGAUUUAUUGGCAGUAUUAAUGGAAGCAGGAGGUUGUACUGAACCAUCAGAAAAUAAUAUGGGUCCGGAUGCUUUCUACGUGGAAGAAGCACAAGCAACUUUAGCCCAUAUUCAAGAGCUGGGUCUAAGUGAAUUGUGCGAGCGACUGUUAUCUUUGGAUCCAUAUCCUCAAAUCACCAAACCUGUUCCUCUGGUCAACAGGCGUAAGAGUGAUUUCAUGAAUAUAAACUUCUCCAAGGCAGGCUCAGCAUCUGUCAAGGAUUCGUUGUCGGCGCCCAAAAAAAGCGAGGUAACAUCGAUAUUGAAGAAAAGAAGUUGUGAUCAGAAUUACGUAGCACCGUCAAGUUCUUCUAACUCUCUCCAAGAUGAUUCCUUCGAUGGCCAGUCCGAAGGCUCUGGUAGUCAGGGAGGUUAUAGUGAGAUAAGCGAUGAUUCACGGAGAAACCUUAAAAGGGGCUCGAAGUACGACUCCACUGAGGAAGACUCUGACCCUGAGGAUUAUGCUGAAGGAAGCCAGAUGAGUACAGGUAGCUAUGAUAUAUCGGAAAUACGCCAGUACAUUCUUUCGGAAACAGAAGACUUCCAGCCUCUACAACUAACUUCCGGAAAUGAAAAUGUUCUGUACCAUUUCGUUCAGUUGGACAUCGCUAAAGGAAUAUUGUUGUGUCCGCCAGAAAGUCCAGAUCCAUCUUUAACAUACUCUUUUAUAAUGGAUAAUUUCAAGAGAUGUUCUUUAAAAAUGCAUAUGCUAUUCCAAAACACCCUGAGGUUCAAGAAUAUGCCUGCACAAGAUAUGGCAAAGUCUGUGAUGAACAAAAGUCUCAUUGCAAUAAAGGAACAUGGAAUGCUUUUUAAUUGCCCUUAUUUGGAUGAGAAGGAAAAGAAAUGUAAAAUUACUUAUUGGGUUUUGGGGAGAAUUUUAUAUAUGCCACAACCUAAAGAAGUAUAUGUGUGUUAUCAAGACAGUAUUCCACAAAAUAUGAUUGAAAUUGCUUUCAAACUAUGUUCUACUAGUUUAUGCUGAUCUUUUUGUGACAAGGACAAUUGUGGAUAAUCUUAAAAAUUACACAAUGAUGUAUGUGAUGGAAUCGGCCGUUACUUGAACAAAAUCUAUAAUGUAUUCAAGAAAUACAUUUGUGUGAGAUUUUCACGAAACAGUUUUACAAAAACGCAACACGUGUUUUGUUACACAAGAGCUUCUUCAGGCGUGUCUAGACUAUCUUAGGUAUUCUACUACAAGAAACAGUUGCGUUUUUGUAAAACUGUUUCGCAAAAAACUCACAAUGAAGUGUUUCUUGAACACAAUGAUGUAGUAACAAUGUAUUGUAUUUGAUAUUGAAAUGUGACUAUUAUCUAGUUUUAUAUUUUUAUAAAUACAUAUUUAUUUUCACGA
Leptinotarsa decemlineata (Colorado potato beetle) is the source of this 3143-nucleotide messenger RNA. It is a transcript of the gene in, whose product is annotated as inturned planar cell polarity protein. Gene Ontology annotation, molecular function: protein binding. Lineage: Eukaryota; Metazoa; Arthropoda; Insecta; Coleoptera; Chrysomelidae. Gene Ontology annotation, biological process: vesicle-mediated transport; establishment of planar polarity; cilium assembly. The record is from RefSeq and is a predicted model, not a curated record. Gene Ontology annotation, cellular component: cilium; cytoplasm.